AUGCUUGUAAAACACUGGAUAUUCUUUAAGCAAUUAAAGUCAUGCACAAAUAGUUUACGAUUUGAGAAUACUAGAAUAAAUUACAAAAAGAAAAGGGCGAAUAAAGCUUUAGGACUUCCUACUAAAUUAGCUCCAUAUCGAUCUGACACAGUUUACCCGGCAAUGAUAGCUACUACGCUAUCCCAAUAUGAAUAUGUUCUUAUAUGUGAUAAAUCCAACAUCCGAGUGUCUGGGUCACCACAUUGGACUUUUCUUUUGUAUUGUGUGGCGUUCUUUGACAGUCCUAGACACUAUCCAGCUGAAUUGUUAAAGGCAGCCAUAACUGGAUAG
Messenger RNA from Phycomyces blakesleeanus NRRL 1555(-), 330 nucleotides. RefSeq lists its product as hypothetical. The transcript has 4 exons. The record is from RefSeq and is a predicted model, not a curated record. Lineage: Eukaryota; Fungi; Mucoromycota; Mucoromycetes; Mucorales; Phycomycetaceae. Bases 1 to 330 code for a protein of 109 amino acids.